Molecule: messenger RNA, 3345 nt
Organism: Tarenaya hassleriana
Lineage: Eukaryota; Viridiplantae; Streptophyta; Magnoliopsida; Brassicales; Cleomaceae
Product: ubiquitin carboxyl-terminal hydrolase 5
Exons: 16
Coding region: 270-3080 (936 amino acids)
Biological process (GO): protein deubiquitination
Molecular function (GO): cysteine-type deubiquitinase activity
Source: RefSeq, a predicted model, not a curated record
UUCACAAAUUCCUUCGCAAACUGAGGUUGAGGUAAUGCCGAGGGGCUUCUUUGACUGUUCUGUCCUCCCAAACAAGCCGUUAGGGUUUUGCCCUAACAACCACCGCAUCACCGCCUAGAACUCGCCGGAGCCACACGGUGGCAGACGGCGGCUCAAUCGUCCCCGGCGUAAUCCCGGCUGUAUUCUCUUCGCUCUCCCUGGACUCGCUGACGCUCGCGGAGUGAUUACGAUCGUUUUAGAUUUUCUUCGAUCUCGGAGCAUAGCCAUUCAUGGCGGAGGUAUCGAUGGGAAGCAGCAGUAGCAGCACGGAGCUCUCUCCCGAGGAGGAGAGGGUUUUGAUCAGAGACAUUGCCAUUGCCGCCGAAUCUAACAGCAAAGAAGGCGAUACAUUUUAUCUCAUCACCCAAAGAUGGUGGCAAGAGUGGAUUGAUUAUGUUAACCAAGACCAACCAUGCAACACAAACGACGGGUCUUCAUUGUCAGAGCAUUGUGAUUCUGCUGGCUCAAGCACCUUAAAGAAGCCUUCUAGGAUUGAUAACUCUGAUUUGAUCUAUGAUGCUAUGUCAGAGGACUCUGGUAAUGCCAUUGAGAUUCUUGACACAUUGCAGGAAGGCCGUGACUAUGUCUUGCUCCCACAAGAAGUGUGGAACCAACUGCAUUCAUGGUAUGGAGGUGGUCCAACUUUGCCACGAAGAGUCAUUAGCUCAGGUCUCUCUCAGACAGAGUUGGCCGUGGAGGUGUAUCCUCUGCGUCUUCAGCUACUUCUGAUGCCAAAAGAUGAUCGCUGUGCCAUAAGAAUAAGCAAAAAGGAAACUAUCAGAGAGCUCCACCGCAGGGCCUGUGAAAUAUUUGAUCUCAAUUCAGAACAUGUAUGCAUUUGGGAUUAUUUUGGCCACCAAAAAUAUACUUUGAUGAAUGACCUAGAUAAAACCCUGGACGAUGCCAACCUACAAAUGGAUCAGGAUAUUUUGGUGGAGGUCCUUCACGCCAAUGGUACUGCCUCGGGUGGCCGAAUGCAAUCUGUUAAAGAGAAUGGAUUUGUAGAUGAAGAUGCUACUUCUGUUCUCACUCAACCAUCUAAGUCAAGUUUAUCAACUGCAGGAGGUUUCUCUUAUACGAAGAAAACGAAUGCUUUUAGAAGUGGAAGCAUUGAAGUUUCACUAUCUCAGAACCAAACAUCUUUGGAUAAUGCAUACGGAAGCAGUGGUGUCACCACGAGGGGCUCCACUGCUGGCUUGACAGGGCUGCUGAAUCUCGGGAAUACAUGCUUCAUGAAUAGUGCAAUACAAUGUCUGGUUCAUACCCCUGAAUUCGCUAGAUAUUUCCAAGAAGAUUACCAUCAAGAAAUAAAUUGGCAAAACCCUCUGGGGAUGGUUGGAGAAUUAGCUCUUGCAUUUGGUGACCUGCUCCGAAAGCUAUGGGCUCCUGGACGCACGCCAAUUGCGCCUCGUCCAUUCAAAGCGAAACUCACUCGUUUUGCUCCUCAAUUUAGUGGAUACAAUCAACAUGAUUCACAGGAGCUUUUGGCGUUUCUGCUCGAUGGUCUACAUGAAGAUCUGAAUCGCGUUAAACACAAACCAUAUAUAAAGUCUCGAGAUACAGAUGGCCGUCCAGACGAAGAAGUUGCUGACGAGUUUUGGGCUAAUCACAUUGCUCGUAAUGACUCCAUAAUUGUUGAUGUAUGCCAAGGGCAAUACAAGUCAACUUUGGUGUGUCCUGUCUGCAACAAAGUUUCUGUAACGUUUGAUCCCUUCAUGUACCUGUCUUUGCCUCUUCAGUUCAACACAACCCGGGCGAUGACUGUCACAAUUGUUCCUUGUGACGGUAGUGCCUUGCCUUCUGUUGUUACUGUUAAUGUUCCAAAGCAAGGGCGUUGUAGAGACUUAAUUCAGGCAUUAGCAAUUGGCUCUUCAUUGAAACAGAGCGAAGAGCUUAAGCUUGCAGAGAUUCGAAAUCAUUUAAUUCAAAAAGUUUUUGAAGACCCUUUAAUCUCAUUGUCCACUAUCAAAGACGACGACCACCUUGCUGUGUACAAAGUUUCUCAGUCUUCGAAGAAUACAGUUCUACUUAGACUGAUACCUCGCCGUAGAGACCAGAAAGUGGGCGGGAGUCAAACUACAGCGCAAUGGAAACCUUUUGGAGCACCUCUUCUCUCAUCGAUUUCACAUGAAGACGGUGCGAUCACAAAGGGAGAAGUGCGUUCCAUUGUCCGAACCAUGCUUUCACCUUUCAUAAGGGAAGAUCAUUUGGUGAAAAAUGAAAUAUCGGAUCCUAACAUCUCUGGAGGAAGAUCAGCCCGAGGCAAUAAUACCAAGGCAGACAAUACAAAUGGUGCUCAAGACACUGACAAGGAGGGUGGUUCCUCUAAAGUGAGCUCGCCAAAGUUACACCUGCAACUCGUAGAUGAAAACAAUAAAAGCAUUGAUCUGGAAGGGGACGAAACGGAAGUUAUUACAAUUCCCACAUCGGGUUCAGUAACUAUUUCUUUGGAUUGGUCGCAAGAACUUUCGGGUAUUUAUGAUAUCAGUUUAUUCGAGAGCUUGCCCGAAGUGCUCAAAUACGGGCCUGCUACCAAGAAGAGCCGUACUGAACCUCUCUCGCUAUAUGCAUGCCUGGAAGCCUUUCUCCGCGAAGAGCCAUUGGUGCCUGAAGACAUGUGGUACUGUCCACAGUGCAAGGAAAGGAGGCAGGCAAGUAAAAAGCUUGAUUUAUGGAGGCUACCCGAAGUUUUGGUCAUCCAUCUAAAGAGAUUUUCGUAUAGCAGGUCUAUGAAGCAUAAGCUAGAAACAUUUGUUAACUUUCCGAUUCAUGACCUCGAUUUAACCAAAUACGUAGCCAACAAAACCCUCUCUCGACCACAACUGUAUGAACUAUACGCCCUCACAAACCAUUACGGCGGGAUGGGCAGCGGACACUACACCGCACAUAUCAAGCUUUUGGACGAGAAUAAGUGGUACAACUUCGACGACAGCCAUAUAUCGCAGAUAAACGAGGAUGAUGUGAAGUCAGCUGCUGCUUAUGUGCUCUUUUACCGGAGGGUAAGGACCGAUGCAGGCCGAGAGGAUAAACACUCUCAAUAGUUAAAAAAGUUCCGUAUAAGUUACUACGACAAUGUCCCCCGGGGUAUCAUGACACUGAAUGCUCCGAGGAAGAAAUUUUCAGGAUUAAAGCCAUAAUCCAUGGAGCCAAGAACCUGAACCAUUAGCUGUGCCAUGAAUUCGAAUCUUGUAAAUGAAAGUACUCAGUAUUUGUUGUUGUUUCACGACUAAUUUCGACGAUUCAGGGAACAGAAGUGGCCGCAAAAGAGUCGAGUUUCAAGUAAUACAUCGAUCGAUCAAUCAUUCA